Molecule: messenger RNA, 637 nt
Organism: Paramecium primaurelia
Lineage: Eukaryota; Ciliophora; Oligohymenophorea; Peniculida; Parameciidae
Source: the annotation of a GenBank genome assembly
UGCAUACAGCAAUAGGUGUCCAAUCAAUGUAAGAUAAAAAGAAAAACAAAACAAAUGAAAUUCCGUAUCCAACCAAAGAUCUAUAUCCAAGUAACCAACUAUCAAAAGUGUGUUACACUUAUUCAUCUUAUGGAAUUAACUGUUAUUAUCCAAUAUGGCGAUCAGAUAUAUAGUUAGAAAUAGCUCCAAUAACAAUCAUUAAAAUUGCAAUUGAAGGUGUAGGAAAAAAUGUUGUUACUAUUGCACUUGCAAUCCACAAAAAAAAAUGAAAUUGAUUUUUAAUGGCUCCAUUGGAUAAUUUAUAAGCAGCCUCUAUUAUUACACCUAUUGAUGCAUAUUUAAAACCAUCUAUCAAUAAUUAAAUCCAUGGUAUUGAUAAAUUGGGAACUGUUAGACCUAGUAUCAUCAUUACAAAAGCAGAUGGCAUACUAAAAUAUAGAAAUGCUACUAAUCCUCCAAAACAACUAUGUGUAAGAUUAGCUCCCACUGCAAUUACCAUUUGAGUAGAAGUUGGACCAGGUAAUGUUUAACACAAUGCAAAUAAUUCUUAAAAUUCCUCUUCAGUGGUAUAAUUUUUAAAUCUUUCUCUUAGUACAUUAAUAUGAGCUAAGGGUCCACCAUAAGUAAUAAAUCCAAG